Sander lucioperca (pikeperch) is the source of this 3094-nucleotide messenger RNA. RefSeq names its product MTOR associated protein, eak-7 homolog (gene meak7). The coding region runs from base 103 to 1503 and encodes 466 amino acids. The record is from RefSeq and is a predicted model, not a curated record. The transcript has 9 exons. Gene Ontology annotation, biological process: TOR signaling. Lineage: Eukaryota; Metazoa; Chordata; Actinopteri; Perciformes; Percidae.
CUACAAUAAAUGUCUGCCCUUUUAGUACCAGGAAGUUUACAUUUUUUGCCACAGUGUGCAGGAUGAAGCUAAAGCUUAGCUGCUGUUCUUCAAAAGAGCAUCAUGGGUAACACAGAGAGUGUAGUGGUGCAAAAGCGCCUGGCCCGCUUCCGCCCCGAGGAGCGGCCUGUGGUGGAGGGGGUCUUCGACAGGCUCCAAAGCGGUGCUGAGGGCCCUUCAGAAGCCCCGGGGAAAACACCAGCAGGGAAGACGCUAACGCUUGAGAUGCUGCAGUCCUCAAUGGGCAGCCUGGCACCAGACUCCAUGGUGAGGAGGAUCUACCGUUGCAUGUGUACUAUCGACCCUGGACUGGCAGCACCCGCAGCUUCUGGGAAGACCAGCACCUUGGCUGCCUCUGGAGUAGUUCGAGAGCAAUUGGUCAUCUUCCUAGCAGACACGCUGCGAGGCACUGCAGAGGAACGGGCUCCUCUCAUCAUGGCUAUGUGUCAGCGUGGGGCAGGGGCAGCAGUGGUUGUCACAUGUGAGCAGGUAGCAGAGUUCCUCCAGGACCUGAUUUCUGCUGUAGUUCAGAUCCUGGUCCACAGAGGGCGCCUGCAGGCCUGGAAGCCAGAGCGAAUGGGUGAUGGCUCCCUAGGUGUCAAACUCCUGGCAGAGCACAUGUGUUCUGAACUCAAACCCUCAGAUCAAGGAUGUUAUGAUGUUUCCUGUCUGGAGGACUGGAUCUUCAGGGUCUCCCAGGUAUCAUUGUACCUGGAGAUCCUGGUAGCUGAGGGCCUAAACGUGUCCCUGAGCGGCCGGCCGGCCCCCACCCUGCUGCCCCCCUGCAUCGGGACGCCCUGGAAAGAGCUGAGGAGUCUGCUGGACCUUUCCACCCUUAUGUUUCUGGCACCACAGUUGCCAGACCGCUACAGCGCCCCCUGGAGACUUGUGUUUUCCACGCGGCUGCAUGGGGAGAGCUUCACCAGGAUGGCAGCCGGUCUGACGGCGGUCUAUGGGCCCACCCUGCUGCUCAUCAAAGACACAAAGGGGCAUGUUUUUGGGGGCUUCGCCUCCCACGCCUGGGAGGUCAAACCUCAGUUCCAGGGUGACUCCAGAUGCUUCCUGUUCUCUGUGUUCCCCAGACUGAGAGUUUUUACAGCAACAGGAUACAACCAGCACUUCAUGUACUUUAACCAGAAUCAGCAGACCAUGCCCAACGGACUGGGUAUGGGCGGUCAGCAAUACUACUUCGGCCUGUGGCUGGACAGUGAUUUUGGUCGUGGUCAUAGCCGUGCACGGCCCAAGUGCACCACCUACGGCAGCCCACAGCUUUCUGGAGAGGAGGACUUCACCCUGGACUCAAUGGAAGUGUGGGCGGUUGGAAAACCCCCAGAACCAGAGGAGGGCGAGGAGGGGAAGGGCAAGAAGAGUAUCCUGGAUAUGGAUCCAGAGGUCCAGGCCAUGAUGGAGAUGGCAGGGAAGACUCUACACAGCCAGGGCCUCAGGGAGCCGGAGGAAGACUAGGAGCAGAGAGGGGCAACAAAACCAAAACAAUCUUAACUUAUCUAGACUCCCGUUCCACCUGGUACUGACACAAGUUGGGAUUUUAUCAUCUCACAUAGCUGGACAAUAUUUAUUACACCUGACUUUAAGACAUGUCUCCUGUAUACAAAUUUGAUUUCUCUUUCCCUGCCUUUCACCCUUCAACAGACAAAAUGCAGCUGCUGUUAAAUAUGGUGUUGGCUAGUGAAGAUGUCAUCACAACAUAAACCAGGCUAACAAGGCCUAACUAGGUCUAAAGGCAGCUUAUAAGUGGUCUGUAAAGCCUGGUCUGACCCAUUCACACACAACUGAAAGCUACGAGUGUGCAGGCUUCAAGCCAGCUUUCAUCAUGAGUGUGAAAGGGACCAAUAUGUCAUGGCUGUGUUCACUCUUAUUUCCUCCAAGCUGCACUGGUGUUUGACAGAAGCUAACAAAUAUACGAGAGAUACCACAGAAAAAAAUUAUCAGAUAAGGGGCAGUGGAAGCAGUUUGUUUCUCAGCAGUUGCCUCAGUCAACCAGAAUGACAAGGCAUCCACAUCAUCUCUAUUGAAACCAAAGUGAGCACAACAGAACAGCAAGUUACACCAUUUAUAGUUAUGUAUAACAGUAAAAGAAUACAUAGAAAUAUCCUAAAGGGUCUUAGUUCAAAGGAGGUAAGGAUCAUCUCAAAGGAGACAUAUCAUUGUCUCAUACUGUCUGUCUGAAUACACUUGUAUUCACCCUCAGAGAGAAACACUCCGUUUUAGUGCUUGUCUUGAAAAAGCCCAGUCUGCUCGGGGGAGUGGGGGGGUGCGCUAAUGUGGGCUGAUUAGAUCAUUUUCUGAUCUAAUCAGCCCACAUAAAACACACUGGGUUGUCUUAUUUCACAAGUUGUGGGUUUGUAGACACUCCAGAUACCCAGAUGUAUGUCCAGCACUGGAGAAAGUGAGUUUUUCAUGAUAUGUCCCCUUCAAGGCCAUUUUAAGAAAAGCCUAAUUGUGAGUUGCUGUGUGACUGAUUAUUUUAUUGCUGCAAUAUUGACAAACCUUCAGGUUUAGAAGACCAAUUGUGACAUACACAAGCUUGUUAGUCAUUCUCUAUCUACUGUACUAGUUCACAGUCUGAGCCGUUCUAUGUAUAUGUGAACAUGUGACUAAUGAGAUCAUUCAUAAGUUGUUUAACCAUCUGAGAAGUUAAGGAGUUUUUCAGGGAAUUUCUCGAGUACAAGACUUGAGAUUGCCUGUUUAUUCAAAUACCAGUGAUCCUAAAUACUUUGACCCUCCUCAAACUGACAGCUUUGGAUAAGCUUCAUGAAUACAAGAAACUUUCUUCUAACUACCCAUUUUUACAGACUGCAUACACUACUGGAUUGUUUAUUUAUUUAAAUUUUUUUGUUCAAGGUGUGUUGCUUGUUCACCCACUUUAUGACCCAGACAUUAGAUGAGAGGUUGGACUGAUCUGCCCAUUAUGGCAUUAUGGCGUUUUUCUGGAGCAAAUCUACAACAUGGAGCAAAAUGUACAACAGUGUAAAGAAAAAUAGAGGAAUGCCUGUAUAUAUGUAUCAUUAUAAUAGACCUGUAUUGUCCAUGCAGA